AUGCUCAGAGCUGCAACUCGAUCUGUCAGAGCCUCUGGCUCGUCUUUGCGACUGUCGCCAUGCUCCCGCACAUACGCAUCUGCAUCCCCUUCAUCUUCCGCCGCCUCGUCGUCCUCGAAUUCAGCCUCAGAAACGACGUCUCUCCCAUCAGCAGCGCCACCUGGCACCAUCCUCAAGGGUGUUUCGAUCUACAAAGACAAAGCAGACCCCGUUGCGCUUCAGGACAAGGAAUAUCCACCUUGGCUCUUCAAGCUUCUCGAUGACCCUUCUAUCGCCUCUUCUUCAUCUCUUGCCUCCAUUGAGAUGGCUGGUAUGUCAAAAGGCGAAGCACGUGCCACUCAGAAGCGACAGUCCAAGAUCCUGCGUGCCGCACAGCUAGCUAAGGAGAAAGCUGCAGCUAAAGCUGCCGAACGAGCCACUCGGAACGCCUGGAUGGAAACCACAAAGGGCGCCGCUGCCGCGAAGAAGGCCGAAUGGACACCGGAAGAGAAACGUGCUAACCAAAUGGAGAAAGCGAUCCAGGUGGAGCAAGGGAGAAGAAAGUCUCUGAGGAAGGCAAACAAGGAAGCGAUCAAGGCCCGUAACUUUGUCAGCGCUUCGUAA
Messenger RNA from Ustilago hordei, 603 nucleotides. RefSeq lists its product as uncharacterized. The transcript has a single exon. Gene Ontology annotation, cellular component: mitochondrial large ribosomal subunit. Bases 1 to 603 code for a protein of 200 amino acids. Lineage: Eukaryota; Fungi; Basidiomycota; Ustilaginomycetes; Ustilaginales; Ustilaginaceae. Gene Ontology annotation, molecular function: structural constituent of ribosome. The record is from RefSeq and is a predicted model, not a curated record.